CUGAGCUAUCCCUUCCUCAGUGCUUUCUGUUUUUUUCUCUUUUUCAGUUCUGCUGUUGAUGAAUCAGAGGAAAAACACAGGCGUACGUCUACUACCAAGUCCCCCCUUCUUGGCACUGCCGCACAUCCGCUUACGAUAGUUAGUCGGAAAACUUCUGUUGCCGGGCCGCCAAACAAUCAGACGUCUAAAGUCCCCUCCUUGGUAAACAAUGAGACCUGGCUGGCUCUCCGUGAGGCUGCUAAAGCGGCUACUUUGGCGAUUGAGAAUAACAUCCAUCAACAGCAUCGACAACAGCAGUCCGCCUGUUCGUCCGAGCCUGCCGGCACCAUCAAGAACUUUGUCACCGUUUCCUCAGUUUCGUCCGCGUCUGGGGUGAUGACGACGUCUGCGACGGCAUCGUCAUCAAAAGAGAUGCCUCAACGAGGCAUCCAGAAACUAAUUCCCUCAAGCUACCAAGUCGCCUGCAUGGCGGCUGGAAUUUCUUCCGUGGAACACCAUCAAGAUUAUCCUGCUAUUGGUCAACUUCAACUGAAGACCGUGUUUUAA
Dibothriocephalus latus is the source of this 546-nucleotide messenger RNA. The record is from the annotation of a GenBank genome assembly. NCBI's taxonomy places the organism in Eukaryota, Metazoa, Platyhelminthes, Cestoda, Diphyllobothriidea, Diphyllobothriidae.